AUGAGCGCUCGAACUCGAAGGCAAAAGGCCGCACUGGCCGCUCAGUCCGAGGGAAGCGACGUGUCGUCGACAAGCAAUGGCACGACACGGAGAUCACCCAAACCCAGCAGAUCUUCGGCUACACCGGAGGUAGAGGAUGACGGAGUGAAAGAGAAUGUCUACUUAUUUGCGCCAAACAUUAUCGGGUACGUCCGAGUCGUUUUAGCGAUUGCUUCCUUAUACUACAUGCCUCUCCACCCACGAACGUGCUCGAUUCUAUACAGCGUGUCCUGCUUGCUGGACGCCCUAGACGGCUAUGCCGCGCGGUAUUUCAACCAAUCCACCACCUUCGGCGCAGUACUAGACAUGGUGACCGACCGCUGUACCACUGCCUGCCUUCUCGUUUUCUUGAGCUCUGCCUGGCCGCGGUGGGCGCUCGUCUUCCAGUCUUUGAUUGCCCUCGACAUGGCCAGUCACUAUAUGCACAUGUAUGCUACACUUAGCAUGGGAGGUGCGAACCAAAGCCACAAGAAGAUUGAUUCUUCAAGGAGCUGGGUUUUGUACCUCUACUAUAACAGCAGGACGGUUCUCUUUAUCUGCUGUGCUCUCAACGAGCUUUUCUUCAUCGGCCUCUAUCUGCUCUCUUUCUCUUCUCCCACCCUCUCCCCUUCUCUACUCUACCCUCCCCAGGGAGUCACUGUCGGUGGAACUCCCCCUCCUCCUGCGUCGACCAGUGUUUUCGCUAGUCCCUGGAGUGCUGGUGCUUUGGAAUUGGCUCGUGCCAACAAAAUCGACAGCUUCUGGCCGUGGGCGAUCACCGCAGUCUCUUUCCCUGUUAUGGCUUUCAAACAAUUCGUCAACGUUGUGCAGCUGGUUAAGGCAAGCAAUUGGCUGGUGGAGGGUGAUCUGAUCAACCGCCGGAAGGCACGCCUUGCUAGGAAGAACUAG
Molecule: messenger RNA, 927 nt
Organism: Aspergillus calidoustus
Lineage: Eukaryota; Fungi; Ascomycota; Eurotiomycetes; Eurotiales; Aspergillaceae
Source: the annotation of a GenBank genome assembly